Messenger RNA from Melopsittacus undulatus (budgerigar), 7161 nucleotides. It is a transcript of the gene SUGP2, whose product is annotated as SURP and G-patch domain containing 2. Gene Ontology annotation, biological process: RNA processing. Gene Ontology annotation, cellular component: nucleoplasm. The coding region runs from base 134 to 3499 and encodes 1121 amino acids. Lineage: Eukaryota; Metazoa; Chordata; Aves; Psittaciformes; Psittaculidae. The transcript has 11 exons. Gene Ontology annotation, molecular function: RNA binding. The record is from RefSeq and is a predicted model, not a curated record.
CGGCAGGGCAGCGCGGCCCUGCCACAGCAGCGGGAGGCUGCGGUCGCUCCCCGCCGGCUCCUCCGGUGCUCCCCGCGCAGCCCGGCCCUCACCGUACCCUAACCGUACCCUCACCGUGUCCUCACCGAUAAAAAUGGCCUCUCGGCGGAUCACACGGGAGACGUUUGAUGCUGUAGUGCAGGACAAAGUUAAAAGGUAUCGCAUGGACCGGGGUGAUGCCAUAGAAGAUACAAUCCAUCGUUUUAAAGCUCGUUCAAGGCCAGUCCCAAGACCAAGGUACGACAACAGCUUUCAUGAUGAUGGAAGAUAUGCUCACGACAGCGCUCAGCACCAUCCACAUGAUGACUGGAGUGAAGACCCCAGGGAUGACUACCCAGGACCUUCCUAUAGGACUGCCAAUCCUCUUGUAAGGAAAGACAACUACUACCAUGAACAGUUCGGCCGCCCAGCAUCCCGUGACCGGGAAUUUGGCCACCCAGCAUUCCAUGACCGGGAAUUUGGCCACCCAGCUUCACACACUCGGGAAUACCGGCGUCCAGCUGCACGCAAGCGGGAGUUUGGGCGCCAAGCAUCUCAUGACCAGGAGUACAGGCGCCUGGCUUCCCAUGACCAGGAAUAUGGGCACCCAGCUCCCCAUGACCGGGAGUAUGUGGGUCUGGCUUCUCAUGACCAGGACUACUGCCCUCCUGACUCCUGGGACUCCACUGGGCCACAUGAAACUGAUUUUAGUUCUUCAGAAAUUUUAGGUGAUUUUAGGUCACCAGGACUCAUGGAAGAUGAAUAUGGCAAUAUGGAAAAUCAGGAGUAUGAUGUAGACUUUGGAAUUCAAUCUGACGGUGAGUUCCGACCCCCAAUUCGCAGGGGCAACAGUGGCAGGGGAAGAGCUCUGCGAGGAAAGCGUAUUGCAAGGGGUGGUGUAAAAACUAAAGUAUUCAAAGGAGAGAUCAAAGCUCCCCACAAGAAGUGGAACACUAAAAAGCUGCAGCCAGACCUCGAUCAGACACUAGCUGAGCAACCUGAGCCAGAAGCUGCUGAGCGACCCAGCCAGAGGCUAGUGCCAAUCCAGCACCCCAUUCAGCAGUUGCCUCCACAACCUAAAAGGCCAGCUAUAACAACCCAGAGACCUAUUCUCAGGCUCCCAAAGCCUGCACAUGUUUUCAGAAAUCUCAAUUUUGACCUAGUGGACAAAUCAGACAUUUUUUCAACAUUUGGAAUAGAAAUUAUCAAGUGGGCUGGGUUUCAUGCCAUAAAAACUGAUGCGGAGUUUGCCCGGCUUUUCGGAGCUCUCUUUGAGCUGGAGACAGAAACCUGUGCAAAAAUGCUUGCCUCCUUUAAGUGCUCCUUGAAGCCAGAACACAGAGAUUAUUGUUUCUUUACUAUCAAGAGUUUACAACAUGCUGCUCUCAAAACUCCCAAAGUGGACAAUGAGUUUUUAAACAUGCUGUUGGACAAAGGUGCUGUGAAAACAAAGAAUUGCUUCUUUGAGAUAAUCAAGCCUUUUGAUAAAUACAUAAUGAGGCUCCAGGACCGCCUCCUGAAAGGCGUCACUCCGCUGCUGAUGGCCUGCAAUGCCUAUGAGCUGAGCAUCAAGACGAGUGGGUUUGGGAAUCCCAGAGAAAUGGCAAGUGCUUUUGAGACCACUGUUUCUCUCUGUCGUAAGUCUUUAGCACUUCUGGGGCAGACCUUCGCCUUAGCAUCUGUUUUCAGGCAAGAGAAAAUACUUGAGGCUGUAGGGCUCCAAGAAAUGGCUCCAGCACCAACGUUGUUCCCAAACUUUGAUGAUUCAACGUUGUUUGGAAGGGAGUACAUUGAAAACCUGAAGGCUUGGUUGGAAAAGAGUGGAUAUCCCAUUCAGAUGAAAAAAACUGAGCAGGAGUCCACAGAACCGCUUAUAAAACCCUCUCCUGAUCUGAAAGUCCCACAGCGAGCCGAUCGAAAGGUUGUACAGACAAUUGAAGAGCUGGUGACCAGCAUUGUGUCAGGAACCUUGUCUGCCAAAGAGAGGACUGCUCAGAAGAGCUGCCCUGAGUAUUGGUUCUUGUCUGAUGAAGAUAGUCUGGAAUACAAGUAUUACAGACUCAAGUUAGCAGAGAUGCAAAGGCGGAUGUCACCUGGCACAGAAGUGGGUGUGGAGGGCAGAACACUGGAAGGCUCUGCAGCAGAAGCCGUGCGGGCCAUGCUCUAUGCCAGGAAGGUGGCAAGCAUUAAGAGAAGGCUGUUUAAAAGAAAAAGGCUUGGGAUCAGCACACAGCGCGUGGCUCGAGGAAGGAAGGGGAAGAGAGCAUCCACAGGGACACAGACUGUGCUUUCAGCUGGGACGGUGCUGAAGCACCAGGACAAGCAUCUUCAAGGUUCAGUCCAGACAAAGCCUUCUGCCUCAGAACCCAGCCUGGGUGAGAAGAGCUCUUCCCUGGAUGCCACCUCACCCUCACAGUGUGCCGCCGGUUCGGAGGUGUCUCUGCCAGAAGAAGAAAGGGCAGAUUCUGAGGGUUUCUCAGCACCACCUGACCUCCUCCCACCGUUGCCCUCUCAGUUUCCUGAUGUGGAUGCUAAAACAAUGGAAACUGCUGAGAAACUCGCUAAGUUUGUUGCUCAGGUAGGACCAGAGAUUGAGCAGUUCAGCAUUGACAACAGCACGGACAACCCAGACCUUUGGUUUCUACAGGAUCGAAACAGUUCAGCCUUCAAAUUUUACCGAAUGAAAGUCUAUGAGUUAUGCCCAUCCAUUAACUUCAGUGCUGUGUCAGAAGCAGCUGAUGGUGGGGAGAGUGCUAAACCUGAAGAGACAAAUCUAGAUAUUUUGGAAGAGGAAGAGGAUGAAGAAGAAGAGGAGGAAGAAGAUAACGAGGAGGAAGCUGAGUUUGAGGACGAUAUCUCCCAGUCUUUGGAAGGAAUGGAUAUGGAGCAAGCAGAGGAGGGUGAAGAGGAUGACGUGUCAGCAGGUAGAAGUGUGGAAUACCUAGCUGAAGAGAUGAUUUCCAAACCAGGAGAGGAAAUGUCCACAGGUGAAGUGCAGCUAGCCACAUCAUCUGAUGGUGCUGUACCCAAUCUGUCGACACAGGCGUCCACUCCUGCUCCUGGAACCCCAUUUCCUCGCAAACGAAUCAGCAGCAAGUCUCUGAAAGUGGGUAUGAUUCCGGCAUCCAAAAGGAUUUGCCUCAUAGAAGAACCAAAAGUGCACGAACCUGUCAGAAUUGCUUAUGAUAGGCCCCGUGGUUGCCCAGUUAUAAAGAAGAAGAAGAAACCCAAAGAUUUGGAAUUUUCACACAAGAAGCUGACAAACAGGAAUGUGGGUUUCCAGAUGCUUCAGAAGAUGGGCUGGCAGGAAGGACAUGGCCUUGGUUCACGAGGAAAAGGAAUCAGAGAACCUGUAAAAGUGGGUGCUACCUCUGCAGGGGAGGGCUUGGGUGUUGCAGGGGAAGAAAAUAAAGAAGAUGCAUUUGAUGUUUUCCGUCAAAGAAUGAUACAAAUGUACAGGCAGAAAAGAGCCAGUAAAUAGAGCAUUUUAAGCCAUGAGCAGGUGCAGUUCAUGUGGCUGCAGAAGACCCUGAAGAAAACACUUGGAAGUCAGCUAUUCAGACAUCAUCUGGAAGUGGAUGAUCAGUUUUAUAAGACCAUCAAUUUAGAGAGUCUUUUUUUUUCCUUUUACACAUUUGUUCUGCUGAAGUUCUGUUAUUGAAAAAUCCCAUGACCUAAGACAAAAAAAGCUUGUACUUUCAAGGGACUAUUCCACAGCUUCUUGAAGGUGAAGACUGGAUUAAUCUACUGUGCUUCAGCAAAAACCAUUACCUGACUGCUUGGUGAAGCAGCUCUGAAGAUGAGGAAGAUUUCACACUGUUACCACAAAUAAAGAUUUGAGGUCUGAUAUUCAUCUUUGUCUGACUUGCACAUCAAUAAGGGAUCUGUGACUGGACUACUGAGAGAAUUUAACAGUGCACUUGUAGUGUGUUCAUUCGCCAUCAGUAGGCAAAACCCUUCACUUGAAUGUUAUAGUACCAAAACCUACUUUGCUGAAGUUUUCUUGAAGAGAGUUGAUCUUGAGCUGAUGCAUGUCUUGCUUACUAGCAGUGGGUGUUUGUCUUGCUGAUGUUCCCAUCCCACACCAUGCUUCUUGCAGAGCACAGAGCUUGUGGUCCACCACUAAUAGCACCCCCCAGUCCCGUGGCAGCACCAUGCACUCCUCACUGACAUAUAUGCAAGAAACUGUUCUUCAGUUACCAGCUUGCCCGUGCCUGCUGUUUAAGGAACAAAAUCAUACUCUUUCCCCAUUAAAACCCCUGUUCGUUGAAAGGGAAUGUCUUCAUUUUCAUUCAAUAGCAACAAGCUUUUCCUUGUAACAACCAGUUUUAGUUUUGAAUGCAAGUUUGGGUUUUUUUUUCUUUGUGGGCCUUUGAAACCAUAAGAAACAAUUGUGUUGCAGUGUAAUUUUCUGAUCACUCUGGUUUUGUUGCCUUGAAGCACAUCAUCACUGAAUAAAACCACACUGGCUGGUACAGAACAAUACAUUGGUGGUUCUGUUUUUCCAUGAAUAUCACACAUGUCUUCACCCUUUAUAUUACAAGUUGAAGCAUGAAGGAUAUAAAAAAUGAGUCUAUCUGACUUGCUUAAGGACUUUUGAUAGCCCAGCCAUUUCCCAUAGGCUUUACUUAGAGAUGUUUAAAAUCCUCAAUCAUUUUGGAGCACAGGCUACUUGAAAGGUCUCAGUUACAGUCCUUGGCAAUGGAUGCUUACUUAAGCUCCUAUUUGGGUGUUCUUUGCUGCCCCUCUUUCUUUCCCCUGCCUAAUACAUGGUAAAACUUGAGCAUUUCAAAAAGGAGCUCUGUCAGUCACAGUCUGGUUUAGAAUGGCACUUGAACCAGUGGCACUGGCCUCUGAUUUACUUCUCAGACCCACUCAAAAGGCUUCAGCUUUUCUUUCCGUAUCACUGAUGAGGCUGCCAGUGUUGCCAUUCCCUGCCAACGUCCAGUUCAGCUCUUCUUUUGCAUAUCCAUUUUGGAAGGACUCUUGAUGCCCGUUCUGCUGUUUGCAGCAAGGCACGAGGUGGAGGUUCGCAGCAGGUUUCAACCUCUCGGGGCCAGGUCAGCAUUCUGCACUGCUCUGGUGCUAACCCACGUUUGGUGGGCAGAGGUUGGGGUGCAUUUGUGAAACACCUCACCCAGGCUGGGAAAUGGUGCUGUCCUUUCUGAGGGCAGUUCAAUUUACUAUAAUGCUGUCCUGAGAAUGAACGUGAACACUGGGAAAAUCUGAAUCUGCUGCCGUGGAUGACUGUUGUAUGGGCUGUCUUUCUUGUGCCAAACUUGGAUUUUGGACAAGAUGCCAGCAGAGAGUACUGGUGCUGAGAUUCCAGUGUUGCUCUCAAGUGGGUUACCCUUUGCCACUUUUAUCUUGUUUUCCCAAGACCUUACGCUCCUUUUGCCAAAGAAAUUCCCUUUAUUUUGACCUGCUUUUGCAGGCUGAUUAGCAAAUUUGAAAUACUUGUACAUGUGAAACAUUUGUUAUGCAGAUGCCUUGCCUUGUUUCAAGUUUACUAGCUUCUUUUCUGUUAUUUUAGUUCCAGGCUCUCUUCCAUGAAGACUGCAAGCUUCAGUGAACAUUUUAACUAACUUCAGUGGUGUGUCUACUGUCUUUUGGUUGGUUCUUUUGCCAUUAAUCUUGUAGAGCAAUUUGCUAGUUUCUGUUCCGUGCGAGUUGGCAGUAGUGCUAAGCUAGUAAGAACUACAUAUUUAUGUUACUGGAUAACUGACAUUUCUUCCUAGUGUAAGUAGACAUGUGAGCAUUGUUAAUCUUUUAAUAUCUGCAAUAAAUGUAGAACUAAACGACUUCUGAUUUAAAUGUUUUGCUUGUGAAUUUGGCCAUUUGUAAGAGAUAUGCAUCACUUUGGCACUAACAAGUGGAAUUGAGAUUAUGCAGUGUUAUGUUAGUGUAAAGCAGGAUUUUAUAGUGUAUGAGGGAAGGAAGGUCCCUCUGUUUCUGUGCUGCUAAAUGUCUCUGUAGAGAAUGCCCUCUAAAUCAUUUCUCAGUUGGUUUUUCAUGUGGCUUCUAGGGCAUUAAAUCUAUCCUCGACAGUGUUACUCCCCACAUGAGCACCCAAAUGGUCAUGCCCCAGUCAGAAUGUGAGAGUUUUACCCUUUAUUCCCAUGUCCCAGGAAUUACUUGUCUCUGACUUUCUCCGUGGACUGACUUUCACAGAGCAGAGCUUUCUCUUGUCAUAUGUGUGGUUUACUGUUGCCUUUCAAUUCAAAUUCCUUUUUGAGACAGGAUAUGAGGGGGAAAAUUGCACCGAGCUGAAAUGUAACACUUGUACAGCCAGCCGCCUUGUGUUGAGAGGUAAAGCGAGAGCGGGCGCUUGGGAAAGACACCAGCCAGGUCUCCUGUCCCUUGCUUUUAUACUGACAGCUAGGAAAGGCAAGUUCUACCCCUGGCUACUGCUUUUUCCUUCAGAAAGUGGUUAUAUGUGAGGACCUGGUUCUAAAGGAAAGGACGUUUGCUCUCGCUGGAGUGAAAUGAUAUCCCCAUUCUGGGGAGGUGGCCUAACAGUAGAACUACAGUCAGUAAUAUGCUGUUUGGAGUAAUUGUGUUGGAUUAAUUGAGAUGUUUUCUCUUUGGGGUUUUUUUGCCUUCAAAGGUUUUUUUUGUUUUUUUUUUUUUUUUGCUGUAGUACCAGGGACAUUUUCCUAUUUAUUUUGGGGAUUAUUUUGAAGAAGACAACUCCAGCAUCCUUAGUGUGAACACUUAAUCUGUGCUGAGAUGACUGUUCUCUAAAUCAAUGUGCCGUAUAUUUUCUAUUGAUAUCCCAUUCUGCUUUAAAGUUUAUCCUGAUGUAUCGUGCCCAGAGCAAGUCUGGACUUAGAAAUUCAAAUGUUAUUUGAGAUGGUUUCUAUCCUACAAGCAGGUGUAUUUUCUAAUUAAAAAGGAAGUCCUGAAAGUCCUGUACCAUCUUGAAUCCUGCAUAUCUCAUGACUGAGUGGCCAAUCACAACCAGACUGUAGAUUUGAGCAAUAAUAAACACCUUAAAUGAGAAUAUGCUCAAACAAGAGGGUACUCUUCUAAAACGAAACAGUUUUCUGUGAACCUUGUCAAGUAGGAAACUGGCUGCAUUGCAGCAAGGCUGGAAUCUGUUUGCAUUAUCUGUGGGCAAUAAAGUUACUGCUGUUUAAGAAA